This is a messenger RNA of Ruditapes philippinarum (Manila clam), 3126 nucleotides long. RefSeq names its product mucolipin-3-like. The transcript has 7 exons. Bases 78 to 1232 code for a protein of 384 amino acids. Gene Ontology annotation, cellular component: lysosomal membrane; plasma membrane. Gene Ontology annotation, molecular function: NAADP-sensitive calcium-release channel activity. NCBI's taxonomy places the organism in Eukaryota, Metazoa, Mollusca, Bivalvia, Venerida, Veneridae. The record is from RefSeq and is a predicted model, not a curated record.
AAUUUGAAGACCUUGACAAUAAUGGCCAGGUGUUGGUUAACCUUCAUACAAAAUCUAGUAAAAUAAGGUGCAAAGACAUGAACCUUUCUUUAUCAGACUGGCAAUUAGAAACAUCUUCAGACGGACUCGAAGCCUUAGUGAUUGCUUUUAGUAUUAUAUCAUUACUGCUGAGUAUUUCUACUAUGAUCUUUGCGGCGUACACUUUUUGGAGAACUAAGCAGUUUAUGAAGGAGUACUUUCAGGCAUACUUCGGGGUGGAAGUUAAUGAUAAUGCUGAGACGGACCUGCCAGUGUCAGAGUACUUCCGGUUUUUAAAAUUCUGGGAUGCAACCGUUGUUAUCUCCGAUAUAUUGACUUUAUACGGGACAGUCCGAAUAGCGUUUCAUACAGUUCACAGUGAAUGGGUGCUCGGGUUGCUAGAUUCCUACGCCGUCUGGCUAGGAGUGGGUUGUGUGAUAGCAUGGCUAAGUUUGCUGAGGUUUUUCAAGUUUCAUAAUAAAUUUCAUCUGCUAUUUAAUACACUAUACAAAGCAUUUUGGAAUGUUGUUGCCUAUCUUAUCUGCGUUGGAGUGUUGUUUGUCGGGUUUUGGGUUUGUGGAUAUGUCGUUAUGGCGCCGUACCAUGUCAAGUUCAAAACCCCGGCUGCAGCCGCGGAGACGCUGUUUGCUGUUGUUUACGGCGACGAGAUAUACGCUACCUUAGCAAUACUGGAGUCCGACAAGAGCGGGGGUAACUGGGUGUGGUGGUUUUCAAGGUUCUAUCUUGGAACAUAUAUUGCUAUAUAUACUGUAGUUGUUAUCAACCUACUCAUAGCUCUUUUCAUGAGUGCCUAUGAGUCUAUUAAGGCAUACUAUGAACAGAAACCGGAGGAACGAGAAUUGGGACCGAUGGAGAAAGCUUUGGUCCGUGCUUUAAUUCAAGACGAUGAGGGAAGUAAUUUUCUUCGGAGCUGGAUAUAUUGCUUAAUGAAUGACAGUACAUCCCAGAUUCAAGAACUGAACUCAUUGAAAACUGAAUUUUCCAAAUUUGUUCGCGUGUCUAAAAGCGAAAAAAACGUGAAGCUUCUAAAACCGAGGACUUUGAAAGUGUUUAUGGAAGAUGAGGAGCACGAAAGGAAGAACUUUAAAUGCGGAUUUAUGAGCUGUUCAUUCACAUUUUCUGGUGAUGAUCAAACACCAUCAAAGCAAAAGAAACAGAAUGUUAACAAUGAGAUAAAUACACCGGCUCUAUGAUAACAUAGACAUGAACAAGACAUUGGCUUUUAAAUACCAUUUAAUUUAUUCCAUGGUUGUAUAUUAGUUUGUUGUUAUCUUUUUCAAGUUGAUUUAGUUUUUGGCAUAACAAUAGUGCUAACCUUGUUCUAUACCUUGCUUGUAACUUGUACUGUUAAAUAUUACUAAUUAUGACUGUUAUAUGAUUAUCAUUUUUCGUUUUCUUCUGUUGAUUUAUUUUUAGAGCUGCUUUUCAAAAGAUAUAAGAGAAUUGACUACAUUGUAAAUCUGAUUGAAUAAUCCUCUUACAAAUGAUUUGAUUUGUUGUUGUUGUUGUUUUAAUUUCAAAAUGCAGCUAUCAAAACCAAAACAGACACGGCUAAUUUUAUUAUAUUAUUUAGGAAAUCAUAUGAUUUGAUUAUAAAGAAUGUAUAAAACAUAAAUAUUAAAAUUAAAUAAAUAAUUUGUCAAAAAAUUGGAAUACUUCUGUAAUAACUUACCAAUUCUUCAUGGUCUUAAUGAAAAAGGUCACACUCUAUUUAAGGAAAAAAUAUUCACAUACAUACGUAUAUAUAUGUUUGGUUGAUACAAAUAUUUUUUUUAAAUUAAAUUCAAUUGAAUUGUGGAUACAUUAACGCUACGAUUAGACAUAUUAGUAUAAUUAUCCUUAGUUUUCUACACAUAUUGUGUAUCAAAGGUCUGACUCACUUGUAGUUAAAUGUUUUAAGCGCUUGUUUGAAUUUUUCAGACAAGACCUAGUCUCUUAUACGAUAUAUGUUCCAUAAAGAAACAACAUCCGUGUACUUGAAAUGUAUUAUACAUGUUUUAUGAUACUUCUGCUGCAAAAUUUUAAUUGUACAAUAAUAUAUUUUGUCUGAAAAAUACAAAUUAUUCAUGUAGUAAACGAAAUUUUUUAUAUUGAAUUUUGUUUCUUACAAGCUUAUGUCCUUUCUGAUUUAAUUAUAUCUAAUGUUGAGCGCUUCUGUCUUGUAUUUCUUAAAAAGUUCUAAGAAGUACAGAAUGUAACUCAAAUAUUACUCAUACUUUCUCUAUUUUUACAAUGCCUUUUACCCAAAAGAUUACAGGAGCAUAGCCACCAUCCGGCUAGCUUAUUAUGUAAACCGUUAACCUGUGAAAUCGAGUUCGAUUUCCGUAUGGUGCAGGUCACUGUCGUCGCGAUUGAAUUUAGAAUAUUUUCUUCGAUCAUUUGCAUUUUAUCUCUGCUUUGGUAUGUACAAACGUUUCAGUUAUUGUAAAGGCAUUUAGAACUCGUAAGCUGCUUGACAGCCUGCCCAGGAACGAUGCGAAUGCUAAACUGCAUCCUUGUAAAUACAACGUGGCUUGCUGCCGUGAUCCGGAGUGAAAACUACAUGACACCACCAUGCAGGAGCAGAAAUAAUGUCAAUGCUGACUAUUUUUCCAUGUAUAAUUCAUUCGUUAAGGCUGUUUAAGAAUUUAUUGAUAUUUAAGUAGCAUAAUUCAUACCAUUAUAUUUCUAUUGAAUGUUAUUGCAGUUUUCGCCACUUAACUAUGAUAUUUACUUUGGUGGAGCUAGUUUUCAAUAUGUGCGGUUUAGUUUAAACAAUGCAAUGCUAGAAGAAAUUAAUGUUAGAAGAUUCACAUCCGUUACUUUAAAGAUUGAAAUCAGUAGCAGAAUCAAGAACAUAUUGGAGCUUUGUCUCAUGUUUGUUCUUCUACAAUUGACAAAAAAAGAAAGUUUCCUUUAUUACAUUUCAACUGAAAUCAUGAACCUUGCUAUAAUUUAUACUUAUAUAAAACACAUAGUUAUGGUGUUUAGUGGGCUCGAAGGAUGUUGCAUUAUCCCUCAUGUACAGACUCUGCAAUUCAUGUAAUUUUGCUGUGAUUAAUGCUUCCGAUGGAUCACUGAAGAAGGUUGACAUCGAGUACCCACUUA